CGCCGUACUCCCUCAUAUAAACACCCCUCUACAUUCUACUGCACACAACCCUGCCCACCAGCCACUUGUAUAAGAUCUGAAUUUCUUGCAUCUUUUCUUGAAACAUCUUUUGCACAGAAAACUUAAAUUCACGCGGAUCCAGCCACACUGUAACUGAGGGCUGUUGCAUCAUGAAAGGCUGCGUGGCUUUGUUCUUCUGCCUGGCAGCUCUUACUGCCUGGGCAGCCACAGAUGCCAAGGAGUUAUCCAUCACCACCAUAAAGGAGGAUCCGUACAUCAUGAGCAAAGGCUCCGAGUUGGAGGGCUACUGCAUCGACCUGCUGUCCGAGCUCUCCAAGAUACUGGGGUUCAAGUACAAGGUGCACCUGGUUAAAGACAACCGCUACGGCCUGAUGGACUCCAGCGGCAACUGGAAUGGGAUGAUUGGAGAGGUCAUCAGAAAGGAGGCCGACCUGGCUGUGGCCCCACUGACCAUCACGGCCGUGAGAGAGCAGUUCGUGGAUAUGACCACACCCUUCAUGCAGACUGGAAUUGGCUUCAUCCUCAGAAAAGACCUGGCCUCUGAGGAGAGCACCUUUAGUCUGCUGUCACCCUUCUCCACAGACAUGUGGGUCGGCAUCCUCAUCGCUUUCCUGCUCACAGGCCUCUGCAUAUUCCUGGUUGGCAGGAUCAGCCCCACUGAGUGGGCUGAACCGGACACAGAGGGCCACACCUUCACGCUGCUGCACAGCUUCUGGUGGGUCCUGGCAGCUCUGACCCUGCAAGGUGCUGGGCCUCACCCCAAGGCCUUGUCCGGCCGCGUGGUCAGUGCCGUGUGGUGGCUCUUUGCCGUCAUGCUGCUCGCCUGCUAUUUUGGCAACUUCAGCGCCAUGUUCACCUCCAACAACAAACACAUCUCCAUCAGGACCUUUGAAGACCUGGCUAACCAGGAUGCGAUUGACUUUGGCACCGUUGAGUCCGGGUCCACCAUGCUCUUCUUUAAGAACUCCAACGACCCCGUGCACCGACGCAUCUACCAGCGCAUGGAGCGUAAGAAGAGCUUUGUGUCCAACAUGGCGGAGGGCAUUCGCCGCACCCAGGAGGGAAACUUCGCCUUCAUCGGUGAAGCCGUGUCCUUAGACUUGACCGUGGCUCGCUACUGUGAAAUCAUCCGCUCGCAGGAAAUCCUCGGUAUGAGGUCGUACUCCAUUGCGGCGCCCUUGGGCUCCUCCCUGGUCAAAAACCUGACGAUAGCCAUCCUCCAGCUCAGUGAGUCUGGCGAGCUAACCUACCUGCGGAACAAGUGGUGGUCCAGCAGCUGCAUGGGCGACCGCUCCAACAAUGUCUCUCAGGCCCUGCAGCCCCAUGAGCUGCGAGGCCUCUUCCUCAUCCUGGGCCUGGGCCUGCUAGCCGGGCUCCUGCUGGCCCUGAUGGAGCUCCUGUCAAGGGCUCGCACCCAAGCUAAGGACGGCAAGAAGUCGUGCUGCUCUGUGCUGACGUCAGAGCUGAACCGGAGGUUUGGCAGAAGAGGAGGCGACUCGGAGCAAGACGGCUCAGACAAAAGCAAAGCCUAAAGCAACAAAAGACGACACUUGGUGUGGAGCAGAGAUGAAAACAAGCCGGGAAGCCUCUGUCCUGCCCGUCGAACACGCUAGCUAUGUGUUUGUGUAGCAACAGCCAGGCGGCGCCCGUUCAGUGAGUUUUGUACUGUUUCAGAAAAGGUCAGUGGUCAAGUAGAACAGAACGACAUCAUAGCAUCUCCAGUGAAUUAGACACCAGACAAAGGAACGUAUCGCUUCAGUAAACACUAAUGACUCAGAUUUGUUUACAUCUUUUAUGCUGAAUGUUGUGACACCCACAUCUAAUAUGCAUGUGCAUCUUCUUUUCAGUUUCAUAACUGGUUGUAUUUGUUUGUAUUCUCCAAAUAAAUGCCCACUGUCCUUG
Betta splendens (Siamese fighting fish) is the source of this 1923-nucleotide messenger RNA. Its product is annotated as probable glutamate receptor. Bases 171 to 1553 code for a protein of 460 amino acids. Gene Ontology annotation, biological process: monoatomic ion transport; synaptic transmission, glutamatergic; modulation of chemical synaptic transmission. Gene Ontology annotation, molecular function: AMPA glutamate receptor activity; transmitter-gated monoatomic ion channel activity involved in regulation of postsynaptic membrane potential. Lineage: Eukaryota; Metazoa; Chordata; Actinopteri; Anabantiformes; Osphronemidae. The transcript is spliced from 10 exons. The record is from RefSeq and is a predicted model, not a curated record. Gene Ontology annotation, cellular component: AMPA glutamate receptor complex; plasma membrane; dendritic spine.